AGAUUCAUCAUGGCAGUCUUGAGAGCUCUUGUGUUUCUUUUCUUGGUCUUUUCUGUUGAGAAUGCAGCAGCUCAACACUGCCCAUAUGGAUGGACACCUUUUGGUGUGCAAUGCUACAAAUUCUUCUCUCAGUCAGUUAACUGGAUCACAGCUGAGAAAAACUGCCAAUCUAUUGAUGCAAAUCUUGCAUCUGUGCGCAAUACAGUGGAAAACAACUUUCUCCUGAGUCUGAUUGUGCCUGCUGACACACGUGUUUGGAUUGGUGGCCAUGAUGGUGAAGUGGAAGGACAAUGGUUGUGGACUGAUGGAUCUCCAUUUGACCUUACCAACUGGUGCCCUGGACAACCUGACAAUUUUCAGGGCAAAGAAAACUGCCAGGAGAUAAACUUUACUACUAAUCAUUGCUGGAAUGAUGCGCCCUGUUCAUCCACAUUGGGCUACAUUUGUGCCAAACCUCUGUGAUCAUGAGAAAUCAAUCUGUGUCA
Molecule: messenger RNA, 485 nt
Organism: Misgurnus anguillicaudatus (oriental weatherfish)
Lineage: Eukaryota; Metazoa; Chordata; Actinopteri; Cypriniformes; Cobitidae
Source: RefSeq, a predicted model, not a curated record